AUGCAAGCCCCAUCUCAUGGAAAUAAUCAGCUUCAAUCACCAAAGAUUCAAUCAAAUGAAUCGAGAAUAGCUAGUGUUGAUGUAGCUGAUAGUGAUAAAGGUACACCUUAUGCAGUUCCCGAUUCACAAUUUCCUUCAUUCUCAUCUGAAAUAGGAUCCGACGAUAUUAUUCUAAAUCAAGCAGCCUACACAAUUAUAAGUGAAGAUUCAGUAGUUGGUAAUGCCCAGAAGAGUGAGUCAUUUUGGAAACGAGUUGUGGCAUACUUCAAUACCAAUCGAGCUAAGGAAGCUAAAAAGAGAACUGCGGAGAAAGCAAAAUCACAUUGGGCUUCAUUGAAAAAGAUCGUAAAUAGAUACAAUGGAAUCUAUAAUAAAUGGUAUAAUGAUCGACCAAGCGGAUGGAGUGACGAGGAUUUGAUGGUGCGAGCUCAUGAAGAAUAUAAGAGUACUUUUAAAACUACUUUCCAAUAUGAGCAUGUGUGGAGAAUCAUGAAAAAUAGUCCUAUGUAUGCUCCACAAUACUCAGAUCGACGGGCUACAAAAAAAAGCAAGAACAUCAGAAUCAUGAGGUGCACAUACUGA
This is a messenger RNA of Zingiber officinale, 582 nucleotides long. RefSeq names its product glutathione S-transferase T3-like. The record is from RefSeq and is a predicted model, not a curated record. The transcript has a single exon. The coding region runs from base 1 to 582 and encodes 193 amino acids. Lineage: Eukaryota; Viridiplantae; Streptophyta; Magnoliopsida; Zingiberales; Zingiberaceae.